This is a messenger RNA of Myripristis murdjan (pinecone soldierfish), 3404 nucleotides long. RefSeq names its product fibrinogen silencer-binding protein. The transcript is spliced from 2 exons. Lineage: Eukaryota; Metazoa; Chordata; Actinopteri; Holocentriformes; Holocentridae. The record is from RefSeq and is a predicted model, not a curated record. Bases 1407 to 2369 code for a protein of 320 amino acids.
UUUUUUUCCCCAAAUUGAGGCAGGCACAGGGGCAGUUGGCUCAAACUUAACACAAGUCCAAUCAGCUUAAACACUGCUUGCUGGCACACACUUUAAGUCUGCCCUGUUUACUCCACGGUUUUUAUAUAUAAUUGCACACUUAUUUAUUGUUUGACAGCUGCUGCGCAGGUAUAACUUUGAAGCUCACAGGAGCAAUAAUGCCGUCACCGACACUAAAUAUUAAACUAAAUAUGCUCCGAAGGCUCUGUAGUAAACGUGAACGUGCUUCAUUUUCCUGAAUGUGCUGUAUUUAUAUAAUCACACCAAUAACCAUAUGACGCACGAGUUUAUUGCGACGAAAACGGCUCUCAUUUUGCCGCCUGCCCCGGCUCUGUGACUAAUAAUAACUCACACAAAGAUGGAUGUUAAACCGGGCGGUCUGAGUGACAGCAGGUCCAGCAUUAUGCAAAUAGGCGGGGUAGUGCAGCUGCAGCGCCGGGCAGAUUAGGACUGUGCUCAGGAUCAGUGAGCCGACGCGCUUCGUCUCACUCCCUCCUCCUGACAGAGCAACUAGUGCCUUUCUUUGACACCCUUCACCAAACACCCCAGCCCGCGCAUGUGGCUCGGCACGAUUUGCACCGGAUCCGUGAAUGUGUUGUGGCAAUUUUGAUCUACAUUCGCGGCGUAAACUUGAGAUUUAUUCCAUGUAUAAACAAUAGACUGUAUAGAUGAGCGCUGUGCUUUGCGGGCAUGCGCAGCGCGCACACAGACCCCCGCCCCCACUUAGUUAAGCCAGCGUUAUUUCAAACCCGUCUCUCACUUCGGGAAAAUAAAGUAGUGACCCGUGGCAACCCAUAACACGGUGCUUCAACACUGUUUCUCUGUUUGUGCACGGCGCAGAGAUGCUGCCGUCAGGAUGUUAAUGUUUAGACAGUGGCAGUGCUGUACUCUGCUGUGCUUGGUUUGGGGUUUAGAGAGACCGAGCUGUAAGUAGGUCGGGCUGGGCUUAAGCGGCUUAGCUACGUCAGCCUAAGCUGGGAGGAAUUCAUCCAAAGCCCUCCGCGGUAGGCGGGGGCCUAAAUGAGGCUGGCCUAGUUAAGCCUGAUUCUUAUUGUGUGCACAGCCUGUUUUUGUUGUGCAACGUAGCUGAGAGAGAACCCAGGGGUAGUGUAUGUAUCCAUGCAUAUGCUAGACAUAGUAUGUGUUUGAUUGAGGAGAGAGAAACAGAAAGAAAAUGAGAAGUGUGUAAGAGUUAAACCAGUAUUGGCUUUAUCACGGUGGACCAAGAGAGAGGGAGAGAGAGGCCAUCAGGAGGGACAAUAGAAAAGGACAGGGGGCAGACUCAGGAGCCACAGUGCAGAGUGAGGUGGUUGUAACGUGCCAGCUUUAGGCCUGAUUUGGUCUGUGCCAGUCCGCUAUGCAGUAGGAUGGCGUCCAGCUCUGUGUUCCUGUCCAGUAUGGUGGGUAAAGCUCGCUCCUCUAACUUCACCCUCUCUGAGAAGCUGGACCUGUUGAAGCUGGUCCGUCCUCAUGUCCGCAUCCUGGAGGAGCACACCAACAAGCAUGCUGUCAUCGUGGACAAGAACAAGUGCUGGGACACUGUGGCUGAACAGUACAACGCCUUGGGAGGGGACAGGCCCCCCCGCACCGCUCAGGGCCUCAGGACCCUCUACAAGAGACUGAAGGAAUCAGCCAAGCAGGAAGUGAUGCAACGGAGACACGCCCAGCCAGAGUAUCGAGGAAGCAUCUCUGAGCCAACACGGAGAGUCAUGGAGAUGAUCCCUCACCUGUUUCACCAUGUGCCCAUACACGAUAAAGAUCAGGCACUGCGCAGGUUAAUAUACAACAAGCGUAGCUCUCCCAUCGAACAUCCUGCCAGCAGCUCCUCUCUGGCAGGACUCCAGGAAUACCCGGCAGCAGUUCCCAUUAUCCCCCAUGAGGUGGUACAGCUGGACCCCGAGGAGGAUGUUAAACCACCACCAGACCUCCCCAUCCUCUCUACACACAUCGGGCCGGGGUUGGAGGGAGCUCAGGAGCGCGAGGGGGAACAGGACUUGGGCAGUGUCCACGAUUAUGAUGCUUCCCUGUCUCCUGCCACUUCCUCUGUCAACAUCCCCCUCUCAGCCUCGCCACUGCCCUUACGGCACGACCUCUACCCCAACGACAUCUACCCUCACCACGAGCCCGACAGGUUUCGCUCUCUGCACCUGGCCAAAGAGGAGCACGAGCUGGUGUUGGCCAAUCACAGGAAAGUGGGCAUAUACCUGGAGGAGAAGAGGGAGGGGCUGAAGAGGAAGCAAGAGCUGGAGGAGGAACUUCUGAGAGCCAAGAUCAAAGUGGAAAAACUGAAGGCGGCCAGACUCCGACACGGGCUGCCACUUCCUCUAUAACACACACAUACACAUGCAUACAUGUUUGUGACCAGCGGCGGGAGAGGAGAGCCUCUGAGGAGUGUGGAUUUAAGUGUUGAAACAUGCCUGAGGACAAAAUCACACUCAUUAGUUGUAUGUUUUAGAACCUGCAUUUCUCUUGGAGCUGUUGUGCCUCUUACAGACACUCAUGGCCUGUUUGUGCAUUGCUGGGUCUAGCUAAGUAACUUGUAUUGCCACCAGUCUCUCUUCACGUGUGAGCGUUAGAAAGUUAUCCAUCAUCAUCCGUCGAUAGUUGUUGACAGCAGAGCAAUAAAAAAUGUAAAUGUUGGCAUCAGUAACUUUGUGUCAAGUUGUUUUGGAAGGGAACUUAAUGAUCAGUGAGGUUGUCCCUCAUUGGUGACUUUUCCUGCCUAGAUCUGCCUCCACAUGUGAGGGUGUCCGAGAUUACGUGUCUUUGGAAUUUCAUGAUAUUUAAGUCUCAGGAGCAUGAGACAGUGUGCUCAUUUCCUACCAGUAUUGUGAAGGUUUUAUUUUUUAUUUUUUAUUUUUUUUGAUUCUUUAAAAAAAAAAAAAAAAAACAACAUAAUCUAGAAAUCAAAUGCAAUAAAUCAAGGAUGCAUUGGCUCUUAAUGCCCUAACAAAAUUAGUUGCACCUUUUCAAGGUUGGGAGGAAAUGAAAAAUACUUGUAAACUGUUACCUUAGUAGAGAAUCACUGGGUUAAGAACAGAAAUUUUCCAUUCGUCACCCUGUCUCAUGGCUCAGGUUGAGCUAUUAAAGGCCUGUAGAACAUGUUGAAGGGGACAAAUCCUGUAUAUUUGGAUGCUGACGCCGUCUGGCUGAAAUGUGAGUAGAUUCAAUACAAGAAUUCUCUGCAGGGCUCCUGCGCUUGACGGACAGUUGAGGCAGGAUAGAAAGAAGGGAGGCAAGAUUUGUUUUGCGACAUUAUUGUUAAUAAGUUUUUGUGAUUACAUUGAUGUUAUUGUGGUUGUAUUUAACUGUUGUCUGUUUCUUCUGUGUUCCACCAUCCAUGUAUUUCUAUUAAAAAGUUGACA